AUGAGUUGGCGUUUUAUUCUGAUGAUUAUUAUUAGUAUUUCAUGGAUACCGAUACUAAUCUUCUUUGUGACUAAUAUUAAUUCAAAAUUAAUUUCUCAAGUUCAAAUAACUAUAUCAAAACCAUGGACAUUAGUAACUCGAAAUAAUGUACGUCUAAGUAGAUUAUAUAAAAAAUAUAAUUUAUUAUUAAAUUUGACAGCAUUUAAAACGAAUCAUUUAUCAAAUAAAACAAUAAUUUAUUCUUGUACAUCAUUUUGUGGUGGUUGGGGUGAUCGAUUACGUGGUAUUACAUCUGCUUAUAUUCUUGCUUUAUUAACUGAUCGUCAUUUUAUGAUUGAUAUGAAUUAUCCUUGUGAUAUUUUAAAAGUAGUUGAACCUAAUUUUGUUAAUUGGACAUAUGUUAAACACAAUAAAUCGAAAAAUCGAACUCGUUUGUAUAUUAAUACGAUGCCUUCAUGGCAAAAAGCAUAUCGAAAUAAUAUAUCAAAUAUGAUUAAAUCAAACGAUUUCGUUAAAGUUUGGUCAUCAUAUGAUGAUAUAAUUAUAUCAGCUAAUAGCGAUUAUAUGACACCAGCACUUCACAAUAUUUAUAUGUUAAAUAAAACUCAACAGUUACUUGGUCAAAUACCUAUAUCGCAAGCUACAACGCAAAUAUUUGUUGCUUUUCUUUUCGAGCUUCUUUUCAAGCCUUCUAUUGCUGUUCGUAAUCGAGUUGAUUCUAUAUUAAUUAACUCUCGUCAUCGACAUCUUAUUUGUUUGCAUAUUCGUAUUGGUAAAAAUCCAACAAAUCCAUUGGAUGUUGCGUUUACAGCUCGAGAAAAUACAACAAAAUCAAUGAUAGACUUUGUUGAUAAUUAUUUAUUAAACAAAUCUUCAUCACUUAUUUUUGUUACAUCUGAUAGUAGUCAAGCUGUAUCAGAUAUUUUACGUCAUUAUCCAAACUCAUCGAUGUCGAUUGUUGGCCCUAUUUUACAUAUUGAUAGAUUUGAUCGACGAUCACCAACUAUAUGUGAUGGAUUUGUUAAAGUCAUAGCCGAUUUUUAUCUUUUAGGCGAAUGUCAAACAUUACUUUUAUCAACUAGUGGAUUUUCAUCAUGGGCUAAUCUACGAAGAGAAAAUCCGAAUGAAGAAUUGUACCAUUAUAAUGAAAAAUUAGGAAAAAUAAAAAAGUUAAUUACUUAA
Rotaria sordida is the source of this 1182-nucleotide messenger RNA. The record is from the annotation of a GenBank genome assembly. Lineage: Eukaryota; Metazoa; Rotifera; Eurotatoria; Philodinida; Philodinidae.